GCUGGCCGACGAUGUGGUCUUGUCGGAUCGACGGGUCUUGUAGCCUCCAUCUGGUGAUAUUGCUCGAUGUGUUCAGCAAGAAAACGGGAACGCUCCCCCACCUCAUUUGAUUGGGUACUUUCACUCGGAGGUGCAGGAGAGGCCUGAUCGCGUCCCCUGCGCAAGACAGAUAUAUAGUCGUCAAAGGCAUUCGAGCGCUCUAAUGACCUCCUGAGACGUUCGGUGUUGUCAACUGGGGAAAUGACAGGCUCAGGCGUGGGAGAUAGAGGAGUAACGUCUGGAAUUGGCAGCGGCAAAAGCGAGGGGCUGCUCAGGACGGGAAGAGGCGCAGUGGGAAAUACACUGAUUGCGACGGCAUUGGGAGAUGCAGUAAACGAGGCAGAGCCGCUAAGGUCCUGCUGCACCUGUAUGGCAUCCCCUCUUUCUGGGGAAUCGCUACGCGCUCGCUUACGACUAUUCCGCCCAUUCCGCCCAUGCCUGGUGUCAGAACUGCUUGAGGCGCUGCCACUCGCCUCUGGAUAUUCGCUGUCCUCUGAUAUCUGACCAAAGGAACGUUUGGACGAAGAAGAGGGCUCUAUGAAGAAGGCAGGUUCAUGGGCAGACAUAAGUCUGAAUCAAGGUGGCUCUUGAGGUCAGGGUAAUGAAGAUGUAAGCUAUCCAGAAGCGAUGAAAAGGGCACAAACGUCGACAGCGACGGUCGAGUUUGUAGUGUGAGACAAAUGAUUCCUUGUUCUGUUACAGAGUCUUUGGAAGUAGGAAGGAGGUCGUGGUAAAGGAGGAGGUGCCAGUGGCAAGGGCGAAAUACAAAGGCCAUAUAUAGACGUGUGUGCAGCUUAGUCAGCACCAUGACUCGCUGCGAGAAUUGUGCUAGUAGAUCCUGAGUGGACUGUAUUCUUGGGUUGGCUGUGACCCUCGACCUCUCCAGUCCUACAGCUUCCUCUCAAGUUUCCACCAUGCUCGCUACCAGCCGUACCCUCUCCGUACGCAAUGGAAAGCGUGCAAUCCUUGCUGCCCCCCGUCCUGCUGCCGUUCACAUAGUUAGGCAGCGGCAGCUGGUCCCUGCCCGGUCAAUCAACUCUGUUGCACAGACUGACAGGGAUACGAUUACCCGACUCCUCUAUUCCAUUGGAACCAAGCGUGAAGUGGAGCGCUACCUCAGAAUAUUCUCAUCUUCCUCAGAUGCAAAUCAGCCUGCUAAAUUUGCUGUCAUCAAGAUCGGUGGUGCCGUGCUUGACCAGGUUGACGAACUCGCUCUCAACCUCUCUUUCCUCUACCGUGUCGGUCUUUACCCUGUUGUGCUCCAUGGUGCAGGUCCCCAAUUGAACGGCAUCAUCGAAAGCGAGGGUAUCGUUCCGGAUUACAUCGAUGGUAUUCGUGUAACAGAUGCGAAGACUCUUUCGAUCGCACGGCGUGUUUUCCUCGAGGAGAACUUGAAACUCGUUGCUGCACUCGAAAAGCUAGGAACCCGGGCUCGCCCCAUCACCUCUGGUGUUUUCACCGCCGACUAUCUCGACAAAGACAAGUACGGCCUUGUCGGUAAAAUUACAAGGAUUGAUAAACGUCCUCUAGAGGCAUCCAUUCGUGCUGGUGCACUGCCAAUCCUGACCAGUUUGGCAGAGAGCGACAGCGGUCAGAUCUUGAAUGUGAAUGCGGAUAUCGCGGCAGGUGAGCUUGCGAAGGAGCUCGAGCCUAUCAAGAUUGUUUUCUUGAACGAGAAGGGUGGUUUGUUCCACGGUGUGACGGGCGAAAAACUCGAUGUUAUCAAUCUCGACGAGGAAUACGAGGAGUUGAUGAAACAACCAUGGGUCAAGUAUGGUACCAAGCUCAAACUACGAGAAUUUAAGGAACUCUUGGACAACCUACCCCGUACCUCAUCCGUAGCUGUCAUCUCAGCAGAUAUGCUCCAGCGCGAACUCUUCACCGACACUGGUGCAGGAACCCUCAUUCGUCGUGGCUACAAACUAUACAAACACGACUCUAUCGACAGUGUCGGUCCGGAUCGCUUGCGUCAAGUCAUCCACGACCGAGACCCAGAUGUUCUGGCCGGAGAUCAAAGCGUCACUGGUGUCCUCAACGAGUUGAAGAAGGCACCCUACACGAUUUACGGAGAUGAACCAAUGGACGUCGUUGCGAUCGUCACUCGUCCGGAAGGCGAGAUUCCCGUUAUGACCAAACUUCUCGCCUCGCGGUCUGGUGUUUUGAACGGGAUCGUUGACAACGUGUGGCAUGCCAUCAAGAAGGACCACAAAAAGCUCUUCUGGACUGCACGCGCGGACGAUGAGAAUCGUGCUUGGCAUUUCGAGAGAGCGGAUGGAAGCUUCACAAGGAAUGGAAAGAGUUUGUUCUGGUAUGGUAUACAUGAUGUGGAUGAAGUUGAGAAGAUUGUAAAGGGUUUCGAGGCCAAUGGACGGAUCGCUAGGAGUUUCCUGCCUGUCGGACCGCGUCAUCGCCCCUCCGCUGCUUUGGGAACAAGGUCGUACUCGAGUUUCGCAAGACGUGUCCUUCCUGGUUCUCAAAGAGGAUAUGCAACCGCUGCUCCUUCGACUCAACCAAAACGCGUGGCUCUGAUCGGUGCUCGUGGCUUCACUGGUCAAGCACUCACCUCGAUCCUCUCUCAACAUCCUCACUUGGAACUCACACAUGUUUCGUCGCGUCAACUCGCUGGAUACCCUCUCAAGGAGUACGCCAAGUCCAACAUCACAUACUCUAACUUGAGUGUCGAGGAUGUGGAAAAGAUGGAGAAAGAAGGCGAGGUCGAUGCCUGGAUCAUGGCCUUACCAAAUGGCAUCUGCAAGCCUUUCGUUGAUGCAGUAGAUCGGGGGGCGAAGGAGAGGGGAACUGACAGGAGUGUUGUGGUGGAUUUGAGCGCGGACUAUAGAUUUGAAAACGGUUGGACAUACGGACUUCCUGAGCUCUACUCUCGCGAGAACAUCCGUGCCGCAAAGAGGAUAUCAAACCCAGGAUGCUACGCCACCUCGACUCAGCUCCUUGUUGCGCCUCUCUUGAACCACCUUAAGCCUGGCGUUUGGCCAACCGUGUUUGGUAUUUCUGGAUAUAGCGGUGCAGGCACUAUCGCCGGUCCUCCCGAAGCGGAUGGACGACCUACAACUGCACCUAAGGUCACACCCGAAAGCCUUGGUGGUGGUAUUCGACCUUAUGCUCUGACCAACCAUAUUCACGAACGUGAGGCUGGCUAUCACCUAUCACAUCUCCUUGCAGACCCGUCGCAAGCUUUCAAGGUUGCCUUCAUCCCUAAUGUUGCACCAUGGUUCAGUGGAAUCACCUCCGUCUUGUCCAUGCCUCUGAAUGGGAAGUUGAACGCGAAGAAUGUGCAAGAGUUGUAUGAGGAGAAGUACUCUGGCGAGAAGCUAGUGACGAUCAAGAAGGAGGUGCCCACACUCCCGGAUGUGGAGGGUAAGCACGGAUGGUCCGUCGGUGGGUUCCAGGUACACAGUGACGGAGAUCGGGCGGUUGUUGUGGGUGGUUUGGACAACUUGCUCAAGGGUGCUGCUACUCAGUGCCUUCAAAACUUGAACCUUGCUUUGGGUUACGAUGAAUACGCUGGAAUUCCUCUCUAAUGUGCUUCUCAUCGAUCAAGUGCUAGAUCUGUUUCUUUGCCGGUAUUCGGACAUAUUGUGCACAAAAGUAUGGAAGUUUUUCUAUCCUUGGAGAUACAUACUAUUCCUUCUGUCUUCUACAGUAUAACCAUAGUCAAAAUUACCCUAACGUACUAGAUACAUAGAACGAUCAUUAUUAGCGAAUGUGGAACGAAAGCAGUAUACGAAACAUGUACCAACAAUGUCGAAGCAAGCUCAAGGAUGCAUGGUAUAAUCUUAGAUGAACGAAAAAAAUGAAACAUGGAUGAAAGAUGAACCCGAUGUCCUUGUUCAAUCGUAUUCCUUCAU
Messenger RNA from Somion occarium, 3905 nucleotides. The record is from the annotation of a GenBank genome assembly. NCBI's taxonomy places the organism in Eukaryota, Fungi, Basidiomycota, Agaricomycetes, Polyporales, Cerrenaceae.